AUCGCCGGCCCACGGGGAACUCCAUUCCUCUCUUCAAGACCACUUUGAAGGUGGCUUGGACCACGAUGUACGCCCUGCAGACUCCCCCGCGCGGUCUCUCCACUCCAUCGCCCCGUCGUUCCUCCCCCAUGGCGACCCCCAACGACGUCACUAUCACAUACACAGACGACAGCCGCAGCCCCGUCCAUGCGAUGUCAUUGACCAGGCAGAGUUACUGGAUUGGCUACCACACCCAGGCGAACCCCAUCAUUCGCCCCGCCAUUCUCUUCGUUAUGGCCGUGUUCUUUCUCAUUGGCGGAUUCAUCGCACUGGUCGGAAAGGGGGAAGGAUGCAUUGGCCCUCAGCUUGCCUUCAUGGCCUGCUUUGUCGGUUUGUGUGUUCUCAGGGCAGCCAUCACUGGUCGAGAUGGAGCGGCAUUGGGGCGAUUGGUAUUGCUUUCUUCCUGGCUGGCUGCUGGCUGUUCGACUUGCACAUCAAGGCCUUCCGCGUCCCCAGAGUUCUGCGCAGAACGCCCAAUGCCUUCGUGCUGCAGACAAUGUGCUGGUCUUAUCGACUCAGGACCGACGAGACGGCCGGCAUGUUGCGAGUAACCAAUGCAAAGUACCAGGAUGAGACACCCCAACCCAUCCCUCUGGAGGUGUCUUACGCCGGCGAAAUGACGAGCUACGACGGCGUCCUGAUCUUUCCUAUCGACAAGAGAAAGAGGGCCCUGCUGUUCUCGCCGCUCGUGUCUGCCAAUCGGUUUCUGGCGGACAACAGUGGUGCCGUGAAGGGUCAUGGGAUGGGGCUGGCGGCUGUGUAUGGGCGGCUGACGUACGAGGCGCCCCUCACCACGCCGCGCGCCAGAUGCUGAGGGACGAACAGAGAGGUGCAGACAGGCAGGUGCAGACAGGCAGGUGCAGACAGGCUAUUGCUUUUCCAUUUCGUUGGAUUUUGCCGCCAUGGCAACCUGUGUGUGUGUGUGCGUGGAGGGAAGUGUGUAGACGCGUGUGUGGGUGUGUCUGUAUGGUGACAUUCAUUUCGUGACGCGUGUGUGCAAUCGAUGGCGGGGGCCAAUUGAAUGGAUUGGUGGCCGACACAAAGUAUGAGCAUACAUCAAUCGGACUAUGUACAAGAAGGGACAGUCUGACCGGCCGGCAUGGGUAUUUGUCAACCAC
This is a messenger RNA of Vitrella brassicaformis, 1157 nucleotides long. The record is from the annotation of a GenBank genome assembly. NCBI's taxonomy places the organism in Eukaryota, Vitrellaceae.